Phialemonium atrogriseum is the source of this 1309-nucleotide messenger RNA. RefSeq names its product ribosomal protein L4 domain-containing protein. Gene Ontology annotation, biological process: translation. Gene Ontology annotation, molecular function: structural constituent of ribosome. Gene Ontology annotation, cellular component: ribosome. The transcript is spliced from 3 exons. The coding region runs from base 145 to 1101 and encodes 318 amino acids. NCBI's taxonomy places the organism in Eukaryota, Fungi, Ascomycota, Sordariomycetes, Cephalothecales, Cephalothecaceae. The record is from RefSeq and is a predicted model, not a curated record.
AAGCUGUAAGUGGGUCCGUGCACUCUAGUCGGAUCUUUUCAAGCAUUUUCAUUCUCUGGAUUAUCAUAGAUCAUCGACAGCCGCGCCCCAAUCCAACGUGUUGAUGCCGUAAUCCCCUGACGCCAACUCGGAGCGAAUUCAGUGAUGGCUGGAAAAGGGGUGAAGAGCCUCGGCGAGGCAAUGAGGGCAUUGAGCCUCUCAACACAGAGCUGCAAGGCUGCACCGGCAUUAUCACUUCCGUCAGUCAGCAAGAGAUCAAUGGCGACCGCUGCUCCGGUCCCGGAUAUCACAAGAUCAGCUACAGAAUCGUGGAAUCCCAUAACCACGGUGCCGCUGACGAUCUAUUCCUUCCCCUCCCUCGAACCCCGAUCCCUCGAAUGCUGGUCCACGAAGCACCUCCACCUCCCGCUGCGGCGGGACAUCCUGCACCUGGCCGUGGUGUUCGAGGGCGACGCGACGCGGCAGGGGACGGCGUCGUCGAAGACGCGGUACGAGGUGGCGGGCUCGCACCGCAAGAUGGGCCCGCAGAAGGGCUCCGGCAAGGCGCGGCGCGGCACGCGGCAGUCGCCGCUGCUGCGGGGCGGCGGCAAGACGUUCGGCCCCAAGCCGCGCGACUUCAGCACGCGGCUGAACCGCAAGGUGUACGACCUGGCGUGGCGCACGGCGCUGAGCUGGCGCUACCGGCGCGGCGAGCUGAUCGUCACCGAGGACGGGCUCGACCUGCCCCUGCCCGACGACUUCCUGCAGCUGGCCGAGACGGGCGUCUUGGGCCAGGAGCUCGAGGACGGCUUCGUCAAGAGGUACGUCACGCAGAUCCUGCGCGGGCUCGAGUGGGGGAGGGAGGACGGACGGACGACGUUCGUCACGGGAGACAAGAGGGCGAACCUGUUCACCAGCCUCGAGGUCGCGGGCGCGGAGGCGAGGGCGCUGGAGCUCAGCGACGUCGACGUCAAGGACCUGCUGGAGACUGGCCGGAUCGUCAUCGAGAGGAGCGCUCUGCGCGAGAUGAUCGAGCAGCACCAGAGCGACCUGGUCAGCCGCGUGGUCGUCAACGGGAUCCCUAUCUCGGGGCCUCCGCUGGGGCAGGCCGUUGUCGCUUGAGGUUCCACGGCGGCAUUAUAUGGAAACACAGAAAGAGAGUCCUUGUAUAUGUAUGAGGUAUAACCCGUCAAAGUUGUAUAGAUCUGUACUAUAAGCCACCACACCUUCUCGUGAGGAGGGCAGUCUCUCAACAAGAAAGGCAUAAACUUGAGUAAUUCACAGCGUUACGAUUACGAUAGGGCCCCUCCGUUUUCGAAUUGUGUCAUUG